Messenger RNA from Rhinichthys klamathensis goyatoka, 1433 nucleotides. It is a transcript of the gene efna3b, whose product is annotated as ephrin-A3b. The transcript is spliced from 5 exons. The coding region runs from base 595 to 1254 and encodes 219 amino acids. The record is from RefSeq and is a predicted model, not a curated record. Gene Ontology annotation, biological process: axon guidance; ephrin receptor signaling pathway. Gene Ontology annotation, cellular component: plasma membrane. Gene Ontology annotation, molecular function: ephrin receptor binding. Lineage: Eukaryota; Metazoa; Chordata; Actinopteri; Cypriniformes; Leuciscidae.
GAGAGAGAGAGAGAGAGAGAGAGAGAGAGAGAGAGAGAGGAUAUGGCCAAAGAGAGCGAAUAAAACUCGCUCGAGCACUUGUUCGUCACACAAUUGUAAGUGUGAAACAUCCCGCAGCCGCGCGCAGGAUUCUCCACGCGCAUCCAACCAGAUACGAUCUCACGAGCAGCAUCAACAAAGAAUAUAGUUUUACAAUCACGGAGCCUCGUUAUCUCACGAGUUUCUCCAACGCCACAGGGUGGACAUAUAUCUAUUUCCCGCAUUUAAACACACACCACCCGGCUGCCUGCAUCUCCCAGCUCCGUCCGCGGAGACCCAUCAGCGCGCGAACAGUGGUGGUCUCCUGUCGGACCAUUGGAUUGGGGUUGACGCCAUGGGGACAGAGGGAGGGGGUCUUCGCCAUGGAUUCUGACUUUUUAAACACUUAAUAUAACAUAGAUUGCGAAAACCCGUAUCUAAGUAGUUGAGCGAGCUGCGCUUUAGGUCGCAUCUCUUCCUGUCCUUCUUUACCGAACGGGAUGGUUCCAGCGCAGAGUCGCGUGGGGUGAGAAGAUCUUGCAAAGACUGGGAAGAAAAGCGAAUGAUCGAGGGAUUAUGGCACUCUUCGCGCUCUGUCUUUUUAUUCUGACGCUCACCUGCACGAACUUUGACCUCGUGACUGCAGCCAGGCACGCGGUACACUGGAACAGUUCAAACAUAUCACUUCGUAAGGAGGGCUACACUGUGCAGGUGAAUGUCAAUGACUAUCUGGAUAUCUACUGUCCUCACUAUAACAGCAGCCAGAGAGGUGUCGCUGAGCAGUACGUGCUCUACAUGGUCAGUUAUCGUGGUUACCGUACGUGUGACCCGCAGCUGGGCUUCAAACGCUGGGAGUGUAACCGCCCCCAUGCCCCGCAUGCCCCAAUCAAGUUCUCGGAAAAGUUUCAGCGCUACAGCGCCUUCUCGCUCGGCUAUGAGUUCCACGUUGGGCAUGAAUAUUAUUAUAUCUCCACACCCACUCAUCACCACGGGCGGAGCUGCCUGAGAUUAAGAGUGUAUGUCUGCUGCUCAACAGCAUCUGAUUCAGAUGAUGAGCCCCAGCCCACAGAGCCAGACUACACUCUAAGACCUAACAUCAAAAUCGAUGACCUCGAUGACUAUGAUAAUCCCGAGGUCCCUAAAUUGGAGAAGAGCAUCAGCGGUAGCAGUCCAUCCAGAGAUCGCCUUCUCCUAACCGUGGCAUCACUUUUCUUCAUCGCCCUCUCUGUCUCCUAGCAUCCACCUUCUAUCCGUCACCACACCAACGAGGCCUUGGGGGGAGGGGGGAAAGGGAGGAUCCAGGGCCGAUAAGUUUGCCACUAAAAACUGGGAAAGGAACAGGAAAUAAAUGGAACACUUGACGCUGCAGCAGCUUACGAAGUGUCAAGCACCAGCCCACAAUUCAACAGUUGUUU